Molecule: messenger RNA, 1298 nt
Organism: Drosophila subpulchrella
Lineage: Eukaryota; Metazoa; Arthropoda; Insecta; Diptera; Drosophilidae
Exons: 1
Coding region: 76-1209 (377 amino acids)
Source: RefSeq, a predicted model, not a curated record
UCACCUUUGACACAUUUGGAAAAUUAUAUCAAAACAAAAUUAUAUAAACCAAAAACAGGAAUUCACAAUUAAACUAUGCCCAAUUCAAAACUAGUGGGGACUGAUAGAAGGAAGAAUAAUAGUCAUGCAAGCCUGCUUUUGACCACAUCAUCCACUCAUAUCCAGCAUGUGGAGAGUCGCACUAGUCUGCAUCAAAGAAAUGUAAGAGAUGAACCGACUAGUAGGGAUCUGAGUGGUUCUGGGAACAAGAAUGAUCACGAUCAAAAUAGCGCCCUGCUGUCCAAUGAUUUUGUCCUUAUGCUGGACUGUGCCCCAAGUCCCGAAGAGGCUUUCUGCGAAAAUUCAUCGGACUUCAGGACAGCAUGGUUGUGGUUCAAUAAGCUGACCACCAUGCACUGCCAUACCCUUUAUGAUCUGCGCAUGCGCAACGCGUAUAUGAGUCAUUUUAUAGUUUGCCUGAACCAAAAGCAUUUGACGGGCAUUUUUGAGGAUCCACCGCCAGCGGAAUUGAUUUGGGUGAACUUUUCGGAAAAUCAACCGGCUCCACAAUCCGUGAACCAUUCGCUUUUGACCACGGCCGCUGCAAUGCAGCGUUCCUGUGAGCUAACCCAAUCCUCUCAAGCUCCACCUGCCUCCACUUCAUCGUGUGGCUGCAGUGGACACCGCACAUCUGAGUACUGGGAUUCCUUCAGUGGUCGUCAUUCGGGCGGAACCACCGAAUCCUUACCAAAAUCGCCAUUAUCCAAGAAACGGCAGCUCCUUCGCUCCGUUCCCGCAACCAGCGAUGACGAAAUCCAUCAGAUAUUCCGAAACAAUCGAGCCAAUUUCAGUUUAAGCCGCUCCUCCACUUGUACCCAUUUAACCAGAAGUCGUUCCCUAUCAUCGUCCGCUAGAUUCCGACCCAGAAAUAAAAUUCCCAAUGCCUUUCGGAAUUCAGACAAUCGCAAGUCACCCGAGGAGGCCCGAAAACGUAUGAUCAAAUUGAUGGAACUCAUCAGGAAAGAAUUGCGUGGCGAACCGGAUUUGGAGAGCAAAGACAUCUUGGAGGAGGAAUUAAAAAGAUACCGAGAGUUCUUUGAGCAGCACAUGCAGGAUAAUUCCGAUUUCGAGUCACAUCUGGAAAAGAAUUCCAACUCGGAGCGCGUUCAUCUGCUUCUCAAUAUGCAAACAGAUCUAAUUAGGAUGCUGAACGAGGAUCUAUCGUUAUAAUCAAAUUUAUGUUUAAAAAAAAAUAACCAAAAUUAUUGUAAAGGAUCUUUUAUAAUAAAAAAGGUUUAUGCUGUGCAUAAAUUACAAAA